Parathielavia appendiculata is the source of this 6716-nucleotide messenger RNA. RefSeq lists its product as uncharacterized. The transcript has 2 exons. Bases 241 to 6429 code for a protein of 2062 amino acids. Lineage: Eukaryota; Fungi; Ascomycota; Sordariomycetes; Sordariales; Chaetomiaceae. Gene Ontology annotation, cellular component: cytoskeleton. The record is from RefSeq and is a predicted model, not a curated record.
CAGGAAAAGCGGCAUUGGUUCAGCGACGGAGACAGUGAGAACUCUUCACUGAGCGACUCAUUCUCCGCCGAGGAGGCUGCUUGGCUGGGCGGCGACCUCGUACGCACGCCCAAGGCAAGGCGAGAGCGAAAUAGCGGCCGAAGCAGACAGUCUUCUUGGGACGGCUUAGGAAAGCAGUCGAGCAGUGAAACACUUCGACAGUCGUGCUUGAGCCGCACAAACGCCAGUGCGGCCGCCAGAAUGGCAUCUUCAGAUGAAAGGGCGACACCCGACAAUGCGACUGACUUCACGCCAGUCGCCAAGCCCGUCGAGAGGCGCCGUACACCACCAGUUGACCGCGAUGACGGAUCCAAUCUUCCCCUCACCCCGUCAAGAGUUGUUGUCAAGCGGGCCCCGUCCGCGACGACGCCGCGUUUGAAGAAAAGGUUCACAUGGAAGGGCAACAAGACUGUCAUGGUGCUUCUUCCCAAGGAUGAAGAGCGUGGCCAGCCUGGCAAAAGCCCUCUCCCCCUGACAGAGGCCGAUGUCUCGGGCAUGCUUCGGAGCUGGCAGCAAUUGGGUUACAAUGUCGACGGCUUUGACCUGUACGAGCCGGCCGCAGAGCUUAGUCCAGGGGAACAUUCGCAAAGCAGGGGCGAUUGGCCUGACCCCGACGAUAUCUCGAGGGAAAGGAAGCAGGGCACUUGGAGAGUUCUUCUCCCAGACCUAAACGCGUGGAAGAAGUACGUUGACGAGCUGAACGAGGCGAAACUCCGCGCGUUGGGAGUUUCGUUCGGAGAUGAAGAGGUUUGUAUUUCCCCGGCGACUACGACAAGCAGACAGGCGUCGAUUGUGCCAUACCCGCCCCUGCCAUUCUCUCCGCCGGUUCCAACUUCUUCGGCAUCGAGCAACCAGGCGUUACCGGGAUUGCCCUAUCCGAACCCGUUUGCGACAUCUGCUACCCAGAGUCCUGGUAUUUCGGCCGGCGCAUCGCCUGCACCAUUUGGCGUCAAGUUCAAUCCUCGCGCAUCUAUUUCGCUCCCAUCUCCGCAUGCCUGGUCUCAGCAAUUGCUUCUGCAGCAAGGCCACCGCGUUGGCUCGCCUUCGCUUGCUAACCUCAGUGCGAUUAUGACGCCAACAUCGCCUUUCACGCCCGAUGGGAUGCCGGGGCCACUCGGACACCAACGUCACCAGUCACUGCAGUUUCCCACGUUGCCUCAUCAGUUCCAGCCACCCCUCAGGGCCUCGCCUCGCCUGCAAGAGCUCCGUGAGGUUGAGGAAGAAGCCGCAGCCGAUGCCAUACCAAAGAGCCCUGGGCCCGACUUCGUACGUCACAACGCUAGCGACAGCCUCCAAAAGGAGAUUGAUGAGGCCGAGUACCACUUGGAAGAACAAAUGCGAUCGCAGCUCGACAACGAUCAAGAUUAUAGCCCGCACAAUGACCACGACAGACCCGAGACUGUGCCGUCAACCUCCGUCCUGGGUCAUGCCGGCGAGGGAUUUGCUCAGUUUACGCCGCAGUCCCACCGGUUCGCAGGUGACACGGAUGGUCUUGUCCUCCAUCAUCCCCGGCCUCACAGCCGUGGUCACUCGCUCUCUCAGAGGUAUUUCACGGAAGAUGAUGCCUCCAACCAGGGAGCUUUCCGACCAACGCUGCAGCAGAUCAAUGCGCAGCCGGCCGAAGAUGAAGAGAUUGAAACGAACCCUAGCAAUCUGGGCACGCCUGUUCAGGACUUGGACUUCUCCAACCUGCUGCACCAACGUGGCUUUUCCAACGCCAGCAACCCUUGGGCCGGCAAUGACUCCGGCAAGUUUGCCGCCGGUGGUCAUCAAGCUCGCCCCAGCCAUGGCAGUGUAUCAUCUCUUUCAAAAUUGAACGUAGCGGCUCCCGAGUUCAAGUUCAACCCGACGAGCACCUUCAACCCGAAGAGCAAUUUCAAUCCGGGUGCGUUUACCUUCCCGAGCAAUGCCUUCCAGCCCAAGGUCUUCAACAUUGGGUCCAAUCCGGUGGAUUCGGGACGGUCCAAUUUGCCAACGCCCAGCUCGUCCAAGAUUAAUGUCAAUGCUCCCGUCUUCUCGCCCGGCCAGAGCGAGAUCAGCUUCUCGGCGUCCGGUCCCAAGUUUCGCCCGGAUGCUCCUGCCUUCACGCCUCAAUCGAUGCCUACGUCCGUCACGAGUCCUAUCAUGUCAGGCGCUGAGAGCGGUAGCAAUCGGGCCAGCUCCAUCUUCGGCAACAUCGACAUCAGCGGAGCCGAAAUCAUUAAACCCGUCAAGAGGUCAAAGGCGAUCCCAAUCAUCCCGCCUAAAAGCCUUGAGGCACCCGCGUCCCAAGAGUCGCAGGACGGUGCAGAUGGGCGCCCUGUUGUUGACGAAUCGCGUGUCAAGAUGGCGCGGGCAACCGCAGAUGAUGAUGGCACCGCGCGUCUGUUCGCCGAACCCACGAAGGAGGACACACCUGUGCUUGACUCGCGGAUGGAACAGCCUGGCCAUGACGACACCAUGCCAGUAGAGGAGAAGUCGUUUGAUGAGUCAAACCUCGGAGCUGCUGACACAACCAUGUCGUCAACCAUGGUGUCAGAAACAACGGAUACGAAGGCCACUGUCAGCCCGGCUGAGCCGUCGGCGGAUCAUCCCACGUUGAAUUGGGCACCGUUCGAAUUCAAGAGCACUCUUGAUAUGUCCUCCUUCAACGACGCCAGACCCUUCGGCAGCGACUCGUUCAAGUCUGCCCACCAGAAGUCGCUGUCCGCCACUGCCAAGGCCUUUGUUCCUGGGGCAACUGUAUGGGCGAGCUCCCCUGAACUACCCGCUGAUGUUGCUGUCGACCAGGCGGCUGAUCGGCCGGCUGAUGAGUCGGGAGCUGCCAUGGACGUAAUCGCGGUGGCCGAAGGCAACUCGGAGGUGGUUAAUGUGGAACCACAGAUUGCUCAACAAGAAGUUGUAGAAUCUAUCGAGAAGCCGGUGGUAGAGGAGUCGCCAUCUCUCCCUGCCUCCGCGCCCACUCUCACCUCACCGCAGCUGCCAACUGUUGCAAAGGGACUUGCCGCUUCGCGGUAUACACAGCCUUCGCAACCGCAGCCGGCGCCGCCUAAACGGACCGGUCUCGCGGCCUCCCGUUUUGCUUCUCCCCCUUCACCAACGGAAGAGGACGAGGUCCCGAAGCCGGAACAAGCCGUCUCGCCCCUUACUCCCGAAGAUUUGUCUCCUGUUUCUGAUGGUAAACAAGUCGAAGGAGAUCUGCCUAUCGAGCCAACGAUGGCUGAUAUUGACGAUGUCAUGCGCUGUCUGGAGGAAAACCCAGAUAUGGGUGUUAACCGAACCUACAACGAUCAGCCGCAAUGGCAUGAACCCAGCCCGACUCACCGCUCGCCCCUUGCUGCUGUUGCAGACUCGUCGCCCUCACGCCUGCGCGCCCCAAGCUACUCGCGCAGUGAUGCUCCGAGUCCUAACCAAGCUGAUUACCGUCGCGCCACUUCGAUGGAUCCGGAAGACCCCUUCAUCGACCCUUCUCGCAGUGGUCAAUCUUUUGAGGGCGGCAUCCGCCGCCUCAAUGCCAGUGAGAGCGUACCUACUAGCGACUGGGCCGGUGUCUUCAGCGAAGAUGAGCAAACGAAACUCGAGUCGCGGGUUGCGUUCUUCGACGGACGUGUCAACCAACUUGUUGGCGGCUUGCUUGCGGCCCGUCUCAGCCCUCUUGAGAGGACGCUGGACAGCAUUAACCACGUUCUGUUAGGGCUUUCGAGGCGGACACCAUCCAGCCGGCGAGAAAGGCGCAGCAUAUCUGGAGACGUCCGCGAAAGCGACGCGGAUGACGAGGAUGAUGAGGUGCCCCACGCCCUGCGCUCGAUGAGUCCGCGCCGUGACCGCCGCAUGGAACAGAUUCGUGCCGCUGUCCUGGAUGCCUUUGCCGCACAACGGCGGAACCAGCCAAAAGAGGCGACUCCACCUCCUGCUGCCGUUCAGGCUGACAACUCUCUCUUGCUGAAGGCGCUAGAGGAUAUGAAGGAGCAAUUCGUCCAAUCGCUCCAACCUGCAAUCCGUAGCGAGGAUUUCAAGAGCAUCGUCGAGGAUGUUGUGGAGCGGCGCAUCCCCCCUGUGCAGCCAGCUGCGGACAAUGGCGAGCUGCUGAACGAGCUUCGAACCCGGGUUGCCAAGCUCGAACAGCGACUCCGCGCUGAAGAGACGAAAGCGGAAGCCGAGUUAUCGGCUAGACGUGCUGCCGAAAACCGGAUGGCAGAAAUUGACCGCGAACUUCAAUCUGCUGCUACCAGAAUCGAGGUGGAGAUGAUGAACAAGAGCGCUCUAAACCAGCGCAUUGCCGACCUUGAGGAUCGCGUGCAGCAUGCGGAGCGUCAAGCCGAAGGAGAGAUCAAUGGUAGGAGGGCUGCCGAAGAUCGGCUUUCUGAGGUCCAACGCCUGCUUCGGAUAUCAUCCGAAGAGGAGACACGGCUUAGAGAGCUCGUUAACGAAAAGGACCAGAAGAUCAAGGAGGUCGAAACCCUGCAGAGCAAGAGUGCCAUGCGCCUCACCCUCCUCGAAGCCAGUCAAGUCAAUGCCCAUCAAUCCCAGAGCGAGACGCAAAAUCGCAUCAACUCACUCGAGGCUGAGACUCGGGAGGCGCGCAAGGAGGCCCUGCACUGGCGGUCAGAGACAGAUCGCAUCGUCGCUAUUGUUCAUCAGCGCGAUAAGGACCUCACUCAGGCACUUGAUGAGAACAAGGCUCUGCAUAAGCUUAUCGACACCUUGGGCGUCCAGCUGCAAGAAAAUGAACGUGUACGCGACACAUGGCGUUCCAAGUUCAUUUCUAUGCAAGAAGAGAUGGCGCGGGCUGCAAAGGAAAUCACAGAGGAGAACGCUCGCCAUAUGAAGAAGGAGCUGACCCUGCUUGCUCGCCAAGAGGUCCUCGAGGCGAGAUUGCAAGCCGAAGCAAGGACUCGUGAGCGCAUCGAAACCGAGCUCGAGCGGCUGGAGAUGGGCGAGCGCCAGGGUAUGAGGGCCGUCGCCGAGUGUAAGAGACUCGAGGGCGUCCUCACUGAGAUGCGCUCCGAGAACCACAAGCUACACCAGAGCGCGCUCCGCUACCAAGCCGAGUUCCAGGAAGCCAGGGAGUCGGGCGCGCGUGAGGUCCAGCGCACGCGGGACGCGAUGCAGGCCGAGGUGGAGAACGCGAACCACCAGGUCAACGUUGUCCGGGAGGAGCUAGAGGACCAGAUGUCGAGGCUCAGGGCCCAACUUGACCAAGUCAAAUUGGACGCGGACACGGCCAAAGCCCGCCACGACAUGCUUCUGGAGGAAGCGCAAAUCUCGAAGCAGGCAGAGCUCGAGGAGGUCAUGCGAAAGCAUCAAAACGAGAUCGAAGACCUGCAGGCGCGCUACGAGCGGCAGCUCAGCAACACGACUGAGGAUGCACAGAGGGCCGAGCAGAAUCUCCUGGAGCGCCUGAGCAUCUCGGCCUCCAAGUCGGAGUAUUUGCAGGACAAGGUGGCCCACCUCGAGGAGAAAUUGGAAAUUGCCAAAGAGGCUGCCAGAGCUGCGGCCCAGGCCGCGAAGUCCGUCGCCGGCUCUGAGGCCAUGAUCACACAGCCGAAACCUACUGCUACCCGCCAGCUCGACCUGCCUGAGAAGAUCUCGCCACAAGCUUUGCGCGAGUCCAUUAUGGUGCUGCAAGAGCAGCUGCAAGAGCGGGAGCAGAGGAUUGAAGAGUUGGAACUCAAGCUCUCCAAGACAGACCCGAACGCCAAAACCAAGAUUUCCAAACGUGACGAUGAGAUUGUCUGGCUGCGCGAGCUUCUGGCCGUCAGACAUUCGGAUCUCCAAGACAUUAUCAGCGCUCUUGGACGGGAAGAUUAUGACAAGCACGCUGUCAAGGACGCAGCCAUCCGUCUCAAGGCGAACUUGCAGAUGGAGGAGCAGGAACGUGAGAGGGCCUUGAACGGCGGCUCGGCCAUCAGCCUGCCCAAUAUUGCGGCAACCAUCCGUGACGCGGCAACCCCUCGUGUCGCUCAAGCAGUCGGCCCGUUGGCGGCGGCAUGGGGCAAUUGGAGGAAGACGCGCGGCCUCGACAACGUCUUGUCGUCCCCUGCUCCGGCCAAUGGACGGAAUUCGAGACCUUCACGGACCAAUAAUUUUGCGAGCAACAGCCUCCUCGGCGGGCUUCUGACGCCCCCGACCACACGCCAGACUUCUACAACCCAGGCCAAGCAACCCACUGCAUUUUCCAGCACCGGUCGUCGGUUCACGGCGCAGGAUCUCGCCAACAGGCCCAAACCUCCGCUGUCUGCUUCGGCCUCGGUCUCGGAUGCUCAUAAGGGGCAAGCCCCAGCAGGACAGGAGACGCCUCCCCGGCGGCCGCUCGCGGCGCCUGUCACGCCUCCCAUGAUGCGCCCGAACGCAUAUGAUGAUGAUGCCCAGGCAGAGGACUUCGAUGAUGCUGGGUUCUUUGAGGAUUGAUAUGCGGAAACAAGAGGAGGAACACCUACUUAUUGAAUAACUAAACCUAGCUUCUCCUUUGUUCAGUUUCCUUGCGGUCAAAGUUGGAGCAGAUGAGGGCGGAUAUGACGUGGGCAUACUUGCAUACGGCCGGCGGCAGUGGAAGCGGAAGCCGAGGCAGCUCUCGAGAUGUCUCUGUCCGGAGCCCGUCCUUGUUCAUGCUCUUCUCUUGUUCGACCGAAAUUUCCCCUUCGCCUUUUUAUUUCACCUUUUGUUUUUUUUUUUUUUUUCACCGCCAGUCUGCCUAA